GGCUCAGUCAAGCUGAAACCGCGAAGGACCGCGAUAGAGCGAGGCGAGCGAGCGAGCGGGCGCGUGUCUCUCGCGAACGUUUCACCGUUUCUCCGCUCGUUCGCCGUCGAUCGUGGGAGGAAAGGAUUCUGUAUUCUACAUGCGCGGUGAUCUAUCAAAUCGGCCGUGAUACUCCAAGGCGACGUGCAGUGACAAGUGAGCGACUCGCGGAUCCUCCCUCGUGAUAACGCGCGUAAUGAUGCUCCGGAGAUUACGGGAAACGCGUUUCUGCGGGUGAUACGAUAAGACGUGCGCGAUACACGAUUCGCAGCGGCGAGGCGAAAUAACAACGGAGCGUAUCCUUUGUAAUUCCAACCACGAUGCUCCCGUCGCAGUCUCUACGAUUAACCAGGCGGAACUUGCUUACGGGAUAUGAUGUCAGUGGAAUAAACGAAAGACGUGUAUGCCGUGUGCGCCUUAUCGGCAGUUACCGUAUCGGUGCGCCUUAAAAAGCGUGCUGAAUCAUCGCGCGGUAAAAUUGACGGUGUGCCGCGGUGCGUCGUUUACGCGAUUGGCUCUUACGAGGCAAGGUGCUGUGGAGCUAGUUACACAACCGAGUACAAUAACGACGAGGAGGAAAAGAAAAUUAGCUGCGGCGGCAAGAGUCUUCAGUCGCGAAAGUCGCGCAUUGACCGUGAUCUCGGUAUUUAAAGGUCAUUGAAUCAAUGAGACAAAGAUCAAAGGAUCGAGAAGCAUUUAUUAAGUCGCUUUGCUCUCUUCCUCGCGUUAUACACGCGAAAAAUCACGGUGGGAGAGGGGGAGAGGCAGCAGGUAGCGCGAGUUACUUGUCUCUCAGUCGGUCGCUACGGCUUUCACGACGGUUCGUUGGAUACCGAGCGUAUCUUCUCUCUAACGUGAUUAUUCUUCUGCCAGUUAACCAAAGAAUAUUGUGGUAAUUCGCGAAUGUUAUUUACGAAUUGAAUUAAAACGUAUAAGCUGUGCAAAGAACGCGACGAUGAGCUCGAAUCGAAGCGGGACUCAUAUCCCGGAACGGUGAACACUUUCGUGACGAACAGUGAUGAUCACAUAUACGAUGAUCGAGCCACGCAGUGACAGGGUGACGGUCUGCUCACCCCAGACUCAGCACCAUUGCUAUCAAGUGAUACGAACCACCAGAGUGCACCAAAGUUCGCGAAGCUCGAAGAUGGUGACCGUUCAGGAAAGGGUCGUCAGGUCGCGUCUUCAGUUGGGUUACUCCACGCCGACGUCAUUCAUCAAUCGCUUCCCGACGAAGGUGGAGAGACCGUCGCACAGCAGCACGGCCGCUAGCCAGAUCCACGGCAACAGCAUGCACGGCGCGUACUCGUCUGGUAGCCAGACGUCCCUGUCGACGACGUCGUACAUCACGGGCCAGUCCUACAUGCAGAACCAGAAUUACGCGCACGGGCCCCCGUAUCCUGCCGCGAGCGUGCAGGUCUAUUCGCACAACGCGACAGGCUACUCGCAGCCGCAGAGUUACGGCACCAUGGUGCAAGGCUUUGGCGGGCAACCACAGUCCUCUGGGUAUCAGCAGAAUCACCUUAAGAAGGGCUCGGUCCGUAACGGCGAUGUGCUCAAGCGAUGCCGGCUGCAGACCGCGUACGAGUUGUCGCAGGAUCUACUUGACAAGCAGAUUGAGAUGCUAGAGCGAAAAUACGGCGGCGUGAAGGCGCGGAAUGCGGCACUGACGAUUCAACGUGCUUUUCGGAGGUAUACAUUGCUGAAGAAAUUCGCGGCUAUCACGGCGAUGGCCAAGGCAGAAAAGCGAUUGAGCAGGAAGCUUCAAGAAUUGGCGAUCGACCGCUCGGGUAAUCUCAACGAUCACGAAAGAAUGGUUUAUCAUAAUCAAAUAUACAUUCAACAGGCACAGUCCGCCAACAGUAGACCGAUGCCGAUCCGAAGCAUGUCUCUCAGGGAAAGGCGGCACGUGGACAACUCGCAAUCGCCUAUACCGAGAAGUCAGAGCGGUAGAUGCGAGGUCCAGGUCAGUGGCCAUCAACACACAAAUCAUAAUUUGCAUCAGAGCGGUAGACAUACACCCUCAUUGGCGCCCAGCCCAUGCAAUCGACAUCAGCAAUUACCACCGAGUCCCUGUUGGGAAUCGAGCUCCCAGGAAAGCGGCUCCAGUAUCCAUUAUUACAAUCCACAGGAAACCUUGUGCGGCCUGAGACAAGAAACGCCGCCAAGAGACUUGCUGCGAACACCAUGUACAUCGCCGUCGACGCCGCACAAUCUACAGACGACUAUAUCGCAAAAUUGGAACAACGCCAACCAGCUUGGUUCUGGCAGAACGAGAUGUUCCGGUAAAAAGGUUCCCCCGGAGGUGCCGAAGAGAACGUCUUCUAUCACCUCGAGAUCUAUGGAACCACGACACAAUGGUCUUAGUAAAAGCGUGGAGAACGGAAGUCUAAGUUCGGUGCAGAGUUCCGGUAGUGAUUCCACCAAUUGCGAAAGCUCCGAGGGCGAUGCUCAGAGAGGGUCUCCUGUCUGGAAGCACAAAGGGAUUUCGAGUUCGCCGGAACAUCAGGAAUGCGCGAGUCAUACUGCUGACACGGCGGCAAUGACCGCUAACGUGAAGGAGCUUGGCCACUCACAUGCCAGCUCCGGUUAUCAGCUUCCCCUAAUGGACCAUACGGAAAGUCUGCCGCCUCAAACGAGCUACAAGGUAUCCGAAACAGUGAGAAAGCGACAAUACAGGGUCGGCCUAAACCUUUUCAAUAAGAAACCGGAAAGAGGAAUCAGUUACCUCAUUAGACGUGGAUUUUUGGAGAACAGUCCGCAAGGAGUCGCCAGAUUCUUGAUCAGUCGAAAGGGAUUGUCCAAACAGAUGAUAGGAGAGUACCUUGGGAAUUUGCAGAACACUUUCAAUAUGGCAGUGCUUGAAUGUUUCUCUCAGGAGUUAGAUCUCUCUGGAAUGCAAGUGGAUGUCGCUUUACGAAAGUUUCAAGCCUAUUUCAGAAUGCCUGGCGAGGCGCAAAAGAUCGAGCGGUUAAUGGAAGUCUUUAGUCAACGUUAUUGUCAAUGCAAUCACGACGUAAUAUCGAGGCUGCGGUCGGCUGAUACCGUUUUUGUCUUGGCCUUUGCUAUUAUCAUGCUUAAUACGGAUUUGCAUACACCCAACCUAAAGCCUGAGCGCAGAAUGAGACUCGAGGAUUUCAUAAAGAAUCUCCGAGGAAUUGAUGAUUGCGGUGACAUAGAUCGGGAUAUCCUAGUUGGCAUUUACGAACGAGUGAAAGAUAACGAAUUCAAGCCGGGCUCAGACCAUGUGUCGCAAGUAAUGAAGGUCCAAGCGACUAUUGUUGGAAAGAAGCCAAACAUGGCGCUGCCACAUAGAAGAUUGGUGUGUUACUGCAGGCUCUACGAGAUACCGGACAUUCAUAAGAAAGAGAGACCUGGCGUUCAUCAGAGAGAGGUUUUCCUCUUUAACGACCUGCUCGUUGUCACGAAGAUAUUGAGCAAGAAGAAGAAUAGCGUAACUUACACUUUCAGGCAGAGCUUUACACUUUGCGGCAUGGUGGUUACUUUAUUUGAAGUUCCGCAUUAUCCAUAUGGCAUAAGACUCUCUCAGCGUGUCGACGGAAAAGUUCUAGUCACAUUUAACGCUCGAAACGAGCAUGACAGGUGUAAAUUUGUGGAAGACCUUAGAGAAUCUAUCAGCGAAAUGGAUGAGAUGGAAACUUUACGUAUCGAAACUGAACUGGAGAGACAAAAGAGCAGCAGAGGUGCGCGGGGCGGUGCAGAAAACAGAGACUCCGGCGUCGCUGAUGUAGAGAUAUGUCCUUGUCCCGGAACUUGUUCCGAUAGAACAGAAACAGUCGAUGUUGACACGCAAUUGAAACGUUCCGCCCUUAGUAAUUCUCUUCUUGAUAUACACGAGCAGUUUGCCGGUGAGAAGCCACAGCGUCGCGGAAGCGUGGGUUCUCUGGACAGCGGUAUGUCUAUUUCAUUUCAAUCUACUUCUGCCAGCUCGAUGAGCCAAGGCAUUAAGCAUCCUGGACAAGUUCAUCCUAUUCAUCCAGGAGCUACAAUUCCUGGGGCCGGUGGUAAGGGACUGGCUCAGCAGCCAUCUUUUUUAGGAGGUCUCUUCGCCAAACGAGAGCGAAAACUGUCGCAAUCUGAAGAGUCCGGCCCUUACAGUCGUAUCACGGAAGUAUAAUGUACUCUUCCAGUAACAUAAACGAGGUACACUUUCGUAUACCUGUUUUCUUCUAGUACGCUUCGUGUUUUUAAUAAGAUGAAGACGUCUCGCGUUUAUGUCGAGAAUUUGAAUAGCAAUAAUUAUUCUCUAAUUUAUUCAUAUUAAUAAAAUUGCGAUUUUCAUUUCUUCUACUACUACUUGAAACUUCUCGUCGUGCAGUUUUAUCUUCUCUUAAAAAAAUAGUAAAUUAAUACAAGCAGCAAGACUGCCGUGAACUGUUCUAUUACCAUACUAAUAGAGUAGUGUCUUUUUAUACGUACAUCACGAAGCGUGCUAAAGGAUUAGAGCGCUAAUGACGACAGCUAAUAAAGACGUAAAUCUGAAGGAUUGGGCAGGAUCCAAUCGAAAUCACUUGGCGCAUUUAAAAAGAAAAAGAAAAUUUUAACCUAUUCUCCCCUCCCGAGACUAUGUAUAGUAUUUAUUCAUCUAAAACAACUAAUGGACACAUUUUUCACACUGUAUUUAUAAUUUACGAAGACGCGAUAUUGAAUGAUAGAAUUGUGUGUAGAUAAUAUUAUUACAUUUUUGCUUAGUUUUACACAGACGGGCGUUAACGAGUAGAAUUUAAUGAAGAGAAAAUCGUAAAUCACAAGAAUUGUAAGAAUACGAGAUACCUUAUCGAGAAUUUCUAAUAGUAAUCGCUAUCAGCAAGUAUUAUCACCAUCACCAAUUCGAAAAAUUGUAAAUAAUAGGCUUAUAACGACGUUCGAAACGAGUUGUCACGUGUAACAAAAAGAAAUUAGUAUAAGGGAAACGAUAAGCAAUCUCUAUCGAUGUUAGGUGCAUGUUGAUGUCUAACGGUUUUUAUUAACGGAAACGUGAAGUUUGAAUGUAGCAAUGAAAUACGACUUAAUAUAAGACGUAAGACGUGUUUGUCAUUAUAGCGAUCUAUUGAUAAUCAUUCACGAGAAGUAGUUUUUGCUUAUGUAUGUUGAAAUUUUGACUCGAAGUUGUUCACAUUUUCAAAAGGGAAAAAAAGGAGCGAAAAGAAAAAAGCCAUCAUGUUAAAUAUAUCCACGAUUAAUUCGUUUCUCGUUUUUCGCGGCGAGAAUAGACGAUAGAUCUAAAC
This is a messenger RNA of Mycetomoellerius zeteki, 5285 nucleotides long. It is a transcript of the gene siz, whose product is annotated as Brefeldin-resistant Arf-GEF family protein schizo. Gene Ontology annotation, biological process: regulation of ARF protein signal transduction; actin cytoskeleton organization. The coding region runs from base 1058 to 4174 and encodes 1038 amino acids. NCBI's taxonomy places the organism in Eukaryota, Metazoa, Arthropoda, Insecta, Hymenoptera, Formicidae. The transcript has 10 exons. The record is from RefSeq and is a predicted model, not a curated record. Gene Ontology annotation, molecular function: guanyl-nucleotide exchange factor activity.